UGUGAGCACAGCUGCUGUCAGAGCAGGACCAGUUUCAAUCUGCUUCUUUCUGUGCCAGGAUGGCUCUCCUCCAGGGUGUCCUCUCUCAGGUCCUCAGCUGGAAGGCCGUCUGUCUGGUCCUGAAUGUGGUUGGUGCAGGGCUGGUUGCCGUGGCUGCGGUUUGGACUUUAAAGCUGCUGGUUCGUCACGCCUGGUUCACUCGCCGGCUGUCCUGCUUCAAAAAGCCACAGACACACUCGUGGCUGGUCGGACACCUGGGUCAGAUGCAGAGCACCGAAGAAGGCCUCCUGCAGGUGGACGACUUGGUGCGGCGGUACAAACACUCCUGCUGCUGGUUCAUCGGUCCUUUCUACCACCUGGUCAGACUCUUCCACCCCGACUACGUCAAACCGCUGCUCAUGGCACCCGCCAGCAUCACAGUGAAAGACGAGCUCAUCUACGACCACCUGCGUCCGUGGCUGGGACAAAGUCUGUUGAUAAGCAACGGAGAGGAGUGGUCUCGCAAGAGGCGACUGCUGACUCCUGCUUUUCAUUUUGAUAUUCUGAAGAACUAUGUCGCCAAGUUUAACUCCUCAACCAACACCAUGCACGAUAAGUGGCGCCGCCUGGUGGCAGAAGGCCGGACGACUCUCGAGAUGUUUGACCACAUCACCCUGAUGACGUUGGACAGUUUGUUGAAAUGCGCCUUCAGCCACAACAGCAACUGUCAGGAGUCGACCAGUGAGUACGUGUCGGCCAUCGUGCAGCUCAGUGACCUGAUAAUAGAUCGGCGGCAGAACAUUUUACACCACUGGGACUGGAUUUACUGGAGAACACAGCAGGGGAAACAGUUCAAACAAGCACUGAGCAUUGUGCACAGAUUCACCAGGGAGGUGGUUCAGAAGCGCCGAGCCCUCAUCGACCAGACAGAAACGCAACCUGACCGCACCACAGCACCACAGAGGAAGAAAGAUUUUGUGGACAUCAUUCUGCUGUCAGAGGAUGAAGAUGGACGAGGCCUGUCAGACGAGGAGAUACAGGCUGAGGCCAACACCUUCAUGUUCGCAGGUCAUGACACGACAGCCAGUGCGAUCUGCUGGACGCUCUACAAUUUAGCCCGACACGCACACUACCAGGAACAAUGCAGGCAGGAAGUGAUGGACCUGAUGCAGGGACGGGACAGAGACGCAAUAGAGUGGGAGGAUUUGUCCAACCUUCCCUUCACCACCAUGUGCAUCCGGGAGAGCCUGAGACUCCACUCUCCUGUGCAGGCCGUCACCAGGAGGUACACCCAGGACAUGGCGCUGCCAGGGGGUCGCACAGUCCCACAGGGUGCAAUCUGUCUGGUCAGCAUUUAUGGGACACACCACAACCCUGCCGCCUGGACAAACCCACACGAGUUUAAUCCUCUGCGUUUUGACCCGACCAGCACACGGAGCCGUGCCUCUCACGCCUUCAUCCCCUUCUCCUCAGGCCCCAGGAACUGCAUCGGCCAGAAGUUUGCCCUGGCCGCUGCGGGUUGUCGUGGCGUUGACCCUCCUCAGGUUCCGUCUGACCCCGGCGGCGAACCCCGAGCUCGGCGGCAGCUCCGGGGGAGUUCGCCGUCUGCCCCAGCUCGUCCUGCGUGCAGAGAGGCCUGUGGCUGCAGCUGGAGCCUCUGAACCCGGCCGAUACCACGGAACCAUUGGGCGAAUGAUCCAUCAAGAUGUCACCUGAUUUAUGAUACAACACAUAAAACACAGAGGGAUUGUUCUCAUUGUCAAUUAAUGUGUGGAUUAUAAGUGUACAAAAUAUUUGAGAGUGCAGAACGACCGUUAGUCACAGCUUGUUAUAAAUGAUGUCAAUGUUAAUUCAAAUGCUGGAGGUGUGUUUUGAUUAUCUAUGAAUCUAAUAGUGUCGAUAAAAUGAAUGCAGGACUUUAGCAUUGGCUGGAAAACACAAUAUGGUGAAAAUGAGCUGCUUGGAGGAGGUCUGCGCUCUCCCAGUGCUUUUCUUCUUCUUUAAGUAAUAGCAGUAGUCAUAGAUAUGUGUAAUAAAUCCCAGAUGUCUCGGCUAAUGGAAUCGCAAAUCUGCAGUGGUUACUGGCUUCUAAUAUAACUAAGAACACAAACAUAUGCAUUCAAUGAUAAGAAAAAAAUGACUUCAGAAGUGUAUAUGCUCAGGAUUAAAAGUCUCUCUCCGUCUUUAUGGUCUUUAAAUGCAAAAAACUGUUUUUAGUCACCACACCGUUUGUUGUGCUGGAGCUGUGGCAUCGUGUUUGGAAUAAAGGGCACAAACUCGCCCGUCCCAGUGGAGUUAAACUCGGCCAUAAGCAAAUCAUUUGCUGUAAUUCUGUCAGUUCAAACUGUGAAUGCUCUGCAGCACCGACCACAUCAAUAGCAAAUGGGUUUGUAAAAAGGUCAAACCCAAAUCUCUGGGUCUAAAAGUUGGCAAAUCUCCAAAGUUUUGUUGUUCAAAUAUUGUGACAAAUGAAGAAAUGAAUGAUAAAUGAAUGAA
This is a messenger RNA of Stegastes partitus (bicolor damselfish), 2475 nucleotides long. RefSeq names its product cytochrome P450, family 4, subfamily F, polypeptide 3 (gene cyp4f3). Gene Ontology annotation, molecular function: oxidoreductase activity, acting on paired donors, with incorporation or reduction of molecular oxygen; monooxygenase activity; iron ion binding. NCBI's taxonomy places the organism in Eukaryota, Metazoa, Chordata, Actinopteri, Pomacentridae. The record is from RefSeq and is a predicted model, not a curated record.